UCCAGAGGAAGAAGGGCGAGUCUCCUUUUUCCCUUCUCCACUGAGGAGGCAGGGUCAUGCAGAUUAGUCUUCUACUGCCCCCUGUCCGCAGCUUGGGGAGGUGGGGCUUGUGUGCAGACUUGGGGAGGCGGAGCUUGUGUGCAGCCUGGGGAGGUGGAGAUAAAGCUGUGCAGGGGUGGGGGAUAUGCAGAUGACCUAAGCAGCUGCAGGCUGGAUGCAAACCCCCCUCGGAUUGCGGUUUGGGUUGCUGCAGCUACAGCGCUCCACCUCCCUCCUUGGGGUUCCUUGUCCUCCGAGGAUCUUCUUAGGGACUAGGAACCCCCAAUCCCUCCUCUAGCUCCUGUGCCAGUUGCCUGGUACCCCAAAACAAUUCUCCCCGCUUCUAGAUGCAUCCCCAUUUGUCUCUCCGUCCCCGGGAUCUGCUUCUACCAACCUAACUCCUGGGCCCUUCUGUUCUCAUCCUGCCCCCCAUGUUCCCCUCCUUGGGUCUGCUCCAGUCAACUCUCCGUCUCCGGUCCGCUUGGCUUCCUCACUCGUCCCCUAGUCUUCGCAGAAAACUGAAUCUGGACGACCUUCGCCUCUGGUUUGCCCCUACCCCUGCUAGCCCCAAGCUUCAGCCACGUCUUAUCAUACCUCUACCCCUCGUUCCUACUCCUUCCUUUCUGCCCUCUUCCCCUUGAAAUCACCCCGAUUUCUCGAGGAUUCUGUUUUCCUUCUCUCCUGAGCCGGAAUGCAGGUGUCCAUCGCUUGCACUGAGCAAAACCUCCGCAGCAGGAGCAGCGAGGACCGUCUGUGCGGACCCCGACCUGUCCCUGGGGGCGGGAGCGGCAGUGGAGUUACCAGCAGUCACGGAAAUCCUUCAGGGGGAGGGGGAAACGGCCCCAAGGCCCGGACUGUGCCAGUCGCACGACCCCUCGGUCCUGCAGCUGUGACCCACUCGGGGGCCCUACGAGAGAGCGCCGGCCGAGGCACCAGCAUGAAGUACAGGAAUUUGGGAAAGUCUGGUCUUCGAGUAUCCUGUCUUGGCCUUGGUACCUGGGUCACAUUUGGGUCUCAGAUAUCAGAUGAGACCGCAGAGAAUCUGAUGACUGUGGCAUAUGAGCAUGGAGUAAAUCUGUUUGACACAGCUGAGGUGUAUGCAGCAGGAAAGGCAGAACGAACACUGGGCAAUAUCCUUAAGAGCAAGGGUUGGAGGAGAUCCAGCUAUAUCAUCACUACCAAAAUCUUUUGGGGAGGACAGGCAGAGACAGAAAAAGGCUUGAGCCGAAAACACAUCAUUGAGGGCUUGUGGGGCUCCUUGGAACGGCUUCAACUGGGAUAUGUAGAUAUAGUCUUCGCCAAUCGCUCGGAUCCCAACAGUCCCAUGGAGGAGAUUGUCCGGGCCAUGACUUUUGUCAUUAAUCAGGGACUGGCACUGUAUUGGGGGACAUCUCGCUGGGGUGCUGCAGAAAUCAUGGAGGCCUACUCAGUGGCACGACAAUUCAACCUGAUUCCCCCUGCAUGUGAACAAGCUGAGUAUCACCUGUUUCAGAGGGAUAAGAUGGAAACACAGCUGCCUGAGCUCUACCACAAGAUAGGUGUUGGAUCAGUGACUUGGUCCCCUUUGGCCUGUGGUGUUAUUACUAGCAAGAAUGAAGGAAGAAUUCCAGAGACCUGCCGAGGUACCAUCAAGAGCUACCAGUGGCUUAAGGACAAAGUACAGAGUGAAGAUGGCAAGAAGCAACAGGUCAAGGUCAUGGAUCUGCUCCCCAUUGCUCAUCAACUAGGCUGCACAGUGGCUCAGCUUUCUAUUGCCUGGUGUCUCCGGAGCGAGGCUAUUAGCUCCGUCCUGCUGGAGGUGUCCAACACAGAACAGCUGAUGGAAAACCUAGGGGCCCUGCAGGUUCUGGCCCAGCUGACGCCCCAGAAGGUGUUGGAGAUCCACUGGCUCCUGGGAAACAAACCGCACACCAAAAAAUAGUGACAGCCCCACCCCCUCCGGCCAGGCGCAGGCACAUUCGCAGCCAGCACUGCGCUCUUCCCUAACCCGCGCCAGCACCAGCAGCUCCAGCUCGCACAGCAGCCAGGCGGCCCCAAAGGCAAACUGAUGCAUCCCAAGCUCCUGCGGGAAUGCCCUCAAGGAUCCCGCCCACCAAGGAAUUCCAGCUACAUGCAUGAUUUUAUAAGCCAUAUCCUGCCACAGCAUGGCUGGGAAAGGAAAGUAGUUCGCCAUCUCCCUAUCCUCCCGUACAGUCUUUGGAGUCUCUUCCCGGCACAUAAGCGUCUCCCGGUCAUGAGUUGGGGGAGGGAGGGGUAUCCCUUUUUCGCCCCACUCAGCACUUUUCCUCCUUUUCCCCCGCCUCUCACCCCCAAAACUGCCCAGAGGCCUUGAGAGAACCCUUCCUCAGAUAAUGAAGAUUGCAUGACGUCACCGGAGAUGGGAAGAGUUCUGCUGGCCGUACAAAAGCCAACAUAGAACGGUUUCCAGAGAAGGGAACUCAAGGAAUAGACAAGUCCUUGUGCUGGGAAGUGAAUGCGGUCACUUGACUUGUCCAGGGAUCCCAAACUGGACCGUGGUGGUGCCAUCACAUUGAGACACCAUUAGAGCUGUUCACAGGAAGCCAUCAAAAGGCAUCGAGAAAGCCAGUCCCGGAACAGAGCGGGUCUCCCUCACAUGUGAAUUUAUGCAUCGCCUUGUGGGGAUACAUAGGAGUCAGGCCUACAGACUUGGGAGGUGGAAUAGAGCAGGAAGUGGGCGAUGAUGAUGUCACAUGGGCACAGGUGGAAACUGACAUGGUAAACAUGGCAUCCUUUCACACUCAUGCUGAGGAGUGGGACCUCAUAGAAUGGCCCCCAAGUGAUGGGUUUUCAGAAAUGGAAAGUGCUGCUUGAGUAUCAGCAGUAGCAAACCUACCUUUACCUCCUUGCAGUAAUCCUAAAGCAAUAAUAAUGGGCCUUCCCAGGGAAAAUAAAGGCUUAGCUUCUUC
This is a messenger RNA of Sarcophilus harrisii (Tasmanian devil), 2966 nucleotides long. It is a transcript of the gene KCNAB3, whose product is annotated as potassium voltage-gated channel subfamily A regulatory beta subunit 3. Gene Ontology annotation, cellular component: membrane; cytoplasm; voltage-gated potassium channel complex. The record is from RefSeq and is a predicted model, not a curated record. Gene Ontology annotation, molecular function: transmembrane transporter binding; potassium channel regulator activity; voltage-gated potassium channel activity. The transcript has 14 exons. Bases 731 to 1960 code for a protein of 409 amino acids. Lineage: Eukaryota; Metazoa; Chordata; Mammalia; Dasyuromorphia; Dasyuridae. Gene Ontology annotation, biological process: regulation of potassium ion transmembrane transport; potassium ion transport.